AUGGUGUUCACUGAGCUCUUGGAGCAGGCUGAGGGUGUGGGCUUCUUCCAGGCCCUGCAGGUCCUCACCUUCUUCCUCCUCUCUGUCUGGGCGCCCAUCCAAUUAGUUGUGGAGAACUUUUCAGCCGCUGUCCCAGGCCACCGCUGCUGUGCCCACGUGCUGGACAAUGCCUCUGAGGCCCCCGCAAACCUCACCCCCGAGGCCCUCCUGCCCGUCUCCAUCCCACUGAGCCCCAACCAGGAGCCCCACCAUUGUCUGCACUUCCGCCAACCACAGUGGCAGCUCCUGGACCCCAAUGCCAUGGCCACCAACUGGAGCGAGGCUGCCACGGAGCCGUGCGUGGACGGCUGGGUCUACGACCGCAGCACGUUUACCUCCACCAUCAUGACCGAGCCAGGCUGAUGCACCCUCCUUCUCUUCUGGCGGGACCUGGUGUGUGACCACCAGGGCCUGAAGCCCCUAGGGCAGUGCAUCUACCUGGCGGGGGCCAUGGCGGGGAUCACCUGGGGCCUCCUCUCCCACCGGUUUGGGCGGAAGCCAGUUCUGAGCUGGCGCUGCCUGCGUGGCGUGGCCAGCAUCAGCCCCAUCGUUGCCCCCAAUUUCCUUGUCUGAUUUUUGAGCGCUUUUGGAUUGUCUGGCAUCAUCCUGACCUCAGCGACGCUCAUGGUGGAUUGGACCACGACCCGCACGAGGGCCGUCACCAUGAUGAUACUGAGAUGCACCUGCAGCAUCGGCCAGAUGGCCAUGGGCAGCCUGGCCUUUGCCCUGUGGGACCGGCGAGCCCUCCAGCUGGCCUUGUUGGUGCCCUUCUUGGUCACCUUCCUGAUAUCCUGGUCACCAAGCACCUGCUUCUUUAACCGGUGGCCGCCAGAAUCCGCCCGAUGGCUGAUUAUGGUGGGCAAAACAGAUCGAGCGCUUCAGGAACUCAAAAAUGUGGCCAAGAUAAAUGGCCACAAGGAAGCCAAAAAGACACUGACUAUAGAGGUACUGAUGUCCAGCACGGAGGAGGACGUAGCCUCUGCGAAGUCCCGCCGGUCAGGGCUGGGUCUGUUCCGUAUGCGCGCGCUCCGCUGGAGAAGCUGCAGACUGUUGGUAGUGAGCUUGCCCCUCACCCUCUCCUACGAUGGGCUGGUCCUCAGCCUGCAGAACCUGGGGAGCAACAUCUUCCUCCUCCAGGUCCUCUUUGGAGCCGUGGGCUUCUGGGCCCGGAUCACCACCACGCUCGUGCUCAGAUUCUUUGGCCGCCACACGACCCUGGCCGGCUCCCUGGCUGUGGCUGGCCUCGCCAUCCUGGCCAACAUGCUGGUCCCACAAGAUCUGCAGACCCUGCAUGUGAUCUUGGCUGUGCUGGGAAAGGGAUGUUUUGGCAUCAGCUUAACCUGCAUCAUGGUCUACAAGCCGGAACUCUUCCCAACUUCGCUGCGGAUGACAGCAGAAGGCUUCCUGCAUUCAGCAGGUCAGCGGGGGUCUGUGAUGGGCCCCCUGACCAGGAUGACCCGCGAGGUCCUUCCCCUGCUGGCCCCCCCCUACGGUGUCAUCCCCAUCGUUUCCAACCUCAUUGUCCUCUUCCUCCUGGAGACCUGGGGACUUCCACUCCCUGACACCAUCCAGGACCUGGAGAGACAGUGA
Balaenoptera acutorostrata (minke whale) is the source of this 1629-nucleotide messenger RNA. It is a transcript of the gene SLC22A11, whose product is annotated as solute carrier family 22 member 11. Lineage: Eukaryota; Metazoa; Chordata; Mammalia; Artiodactyla; Balaenopteridae. Gene Ontology annotation, cellular component: membrane. Gene Ontology annotation, biological process: transmembrane transport. The record is from RefSeq and is a predicted model, not a curated record. Gene Ontology annotation, molecular function: transmembrane transporter activity.